AUGUCAGACUCCGCCAUACGAAAACGCUCCCGCGUCGCCUGCACGUCCUGCCAGUCACGCAAGCGCAAAUGCUCUGGAGGCCAACCAUGCACUAUCUGCGCCCAAUUCGGCACUGAAUGUCAUUACGAUUACUUCUCCCGCAAGAAGAAAGACGUCAAACCGAAUCCGUACGCUACUGUGUUUCAUACCGCACCGACAGCGCCAACGGCGGCCACCUCGACGACCAAUUCGAGCGAUCUAACCUCCACCGCGGACGAGAAGAGGAGCCGCAGCCCCGUUGAGCCGGACCACAUCCAUCCCACCUCCCUCGAGGUCAAUUCGGGCGCUGCGUUCGUGAGACGGUUGGGCCUGAAGCUUGAGACAGCACAUGCACCGCGAUUGCAUUUGUUUGCUUGGAAUGUCGGGGCCCGUACACCGUCCGCUGAGUCGAUGGUAUCAUCGUCCGCGGGGUCGACCAUAGUCGAUAUUAUCUCGCAGGACGAGAUGCGCUCGUUUAUAGCAGUUUGGUUUGAGAAAAUUGACCCCUGCUACGGUUUCAUCGACCGCGAUUAUCUCCUCCGCCAGGUCAGUCGGCGAUGGCUACCGCCUUCGUCCGAAUCAGCACUGGGCCCCGGCCCCUAUGACGCGGUACUCUGCGGUCUCGCGGCGAUGGGGAUGCUCUUCUCACGACGAAAGGGGUCGGUCGCCGAAGCUCGAGUUGCGGAUUGCGGACGGCAAAUCCUCGAGAAACACGUCACCUCCGAUUCCCCCUCUGCCGCCAUCAUCACCGGCUGGGUCCUACGAGUCUCCUACCUCCGCAUGACGGCGUCCCCCCAUGCAGCUUGGAUGGCUAGCUGCACGACAAUGCACCUCGUCGAGGCCGCCGGAAUGCAUCUCGAGAAUCCUUCGGAUAAUGGCUUCCUCCGCCCGGACGACGAGAGCUAUUGCAGCCGCGAACUCCGUCGCAGACUCUUCUGCAUGGCUCGCCAUCUCAAUGUCUGGGUCUCCUUCGAGCUAGGCCGCUCGCGAGUCGUCCUGCACGGCGCAAACUCGCUCGCCCCGGCGCGCAGGGUAGACGUCAACACAACCCAAUUCUACACCGAGAUCUUCGAGUUGCUCCCUGUCUCCGAGAGCUUGGAUCCAGUUCGAUCGUCGGACUCGACUGAUCUCGAAGCCGCGCUCUCCGAUGUCCUGGACGGGGAGUACGUCCCGUACAUCCUCAUCCUGGUACAAUGCAACCUCGUCCUCUGUAUCUACCGCCGUCUCCGCGCGCUCAACCACUCCAUCUCCGCAAAACUACUCGAUCGCGUCGUCGCCCUCGCCGCAAAGGCCCUCCACGCCACCCGCGAACUAACCGCCUCCGUCUGUCCAUGGCAGUACAUCGCCAUCGUGCCCUUCCAGGUCGUCUGUACACUGCUGGCAAUGGAUAACCGCAAGUCAUUGGCCUUGCUCGGAGACGCAAUGCACACGCUCGGCGAAGUCGCCGCUGCAUACGACACAGAUGUCAUGCGGGAGGCAUACAGUACAGCAUACUUGCUUAUCCUGCUACAUCAGCGACGGAAAGAAGAAGAUACAAGGGUUAUCGGCAAUGUGCUGCAGGUUAAUAGCGUUGCGUCGUUAUUAACGCCGCAUAACGCUUCUUCUGCUCCUGCUCGUAUCCAUCAGCAGGCUGUCGCUGUGCCCGAUGAUGCGACUGUGAACAGCAAUAACGCUAUCCCUCCUGAUACUGCUUCUACUUCGACUGCCGCCGACAGCAAUCAUGCGGGCCAUGCACAUGCGCACGCCUACGGUGUGUCACCACCAACGCACUCUGAGUUCUCGUGGUUGGGCGAUUUGAUGAUCGAUAUGCCGAGCUUGCAGAAUUUUGAUCUAGAUCAGUUUCUUACUACUGAUGUACCAUGGCCGUUACCGGAGAUGGGGAUUUAA
Aspergillus chevalieri is the source of this 1905-nucleotide messenger RNA. RefSeq names its product putative C6 transcription factor. Gene Ontology annotation, molecular function: DNA binding; zinc ion binding; DNA-binding transcription factor activity, RNA polymerase II-specific. NCBI's taxonomy places the organism in Eukaryota, Fungi, Ascomycota, Eurotiomycetes, Eurotiales, Aspergillaceae. The coding region runs from base 1 to 1905 and encodes 634 amino acids. Gene Ontology annotation, biological process: response to xenobiotic stimulus; regulation of DNA-templated transcription; DNA-templated transcription. The transcript has a single exon. The record is from RefSeq and is a predicted model, not a curated record.